GUUUGUGUGUUUUGUGCGCUCACCACAUUGUUCCCCCAAGGUGAUUGAUAAGUUAGCUAAGGAGGUAACAUGGCGAGUGCAAUCUGGCGAAAUUUAAAGCGAAAUAAGACGUUCCGGUACGGGGUGCCUAUGAUGCUAUUAAUCGUGGGUGGUUCUUUUGGCCUCCGGGAAUUUGCCCAAAUACGCUAUGAUGCCCAAAAACAUAAAAGAAGGAUUGACCCAACCUUGGAAAAAAUAAUCAACAAGAACCCAGUUUCUCUGGAAUCAGAGUAUGAGAAAAUUAAGGAAACUAAAUUUGAAGACUGGAAGAAUAUCCGUGGCCCUCGUCCUUGGGAAGACUCAAAAUCCUUUCAGGAUCAACAGAGGGACUCUGAACAAUCCAAAAAUGCCUAGCGUGGUCUACCAAUGAAGGAAAAGCAACAUACACUGCGUACAGCAAGAUAUUUAUUGCUAAUUCACCAUUUGGGAUUGAUGGAUGGAAAUAUCACCUCCAAUGGUGUUCAACUUCCAUUCAUCCAGGAACCAUAAUUUCCGGCUGAUCUGCGGAGCGAGUGAACAUGCUUCAUUGAUUACUAAUAUUAGAUUUUUCCUUUAGCCAGGAGAGCCUUGAUGAACUGUUAACCACGAUUUAGAUUUUCUGAUUGUUUUCCUAGAUGGGUUUAUGGUUUGUUUGUUUUUUUGUAAUUAUUUUUUUGUUUUGUUUUUAUGCACUUCUACGUUUGAUGUACUUUUUCACACGGCGAUAAAUGAUUGUUGUAAACCAGAAUACUAAAUCUGUUGUGUAGACACAGCUGUAUGGAAGAAAUGCCUGUAUGGAAGCCUAACAAAGACCAGACAAGACAAUUGUGGGAAAAUAAACUAUAUAUAUAUUUCAUGUAAAAAAGUAAAUUAUAAUAAACAAUUUUACAAUUUAUUAUAAA
Messenger RNA from Pelobates fuscus (common spadefoot toad), 920 nucleotides. RefSeq names its product cytochrome c oxidase assembly protein COX16 homolog, mitochondrial. Gene Ontology annotation, biological process: mitochondrial respiratory chain complex IV assembly. The record is from RefSeq and is a predicted model, not a curated record. Gene Ontology annotation, cellular component: mitochondrial inner membrane. Bases 70 to 393 code for a protein of 107 amino acids. The transcript is spliced from 4 exons. Lineage: Eukaryota; Metazoa; Chordata; Amphibia; Anura; Pelobatidae.